AUGAUGGAGAGGAUGAGGAAGGAGAUGAUACUGAUGGAGAGGGGUCUGCACAGUCCGGUGGCCGCCAAGAGGCUGACGGACUCGGCCGGGAAUUCCGUGCUGGAGGCCCUGGAGAACUCCCAGCACGCCGGGCGGCUCAGCCCGAGGAUAACGUCGGCGUCCCUGCACGGGAGUCUCGGUGACAUGCCGGCCAAGGGCAAGUUUGAGAUCGACAGCCUGUUCGGCUCGCAUCACGGCAACGACGGAAGCCCCUCGGCGGACAUUUCCUCAUCGGAGAGCCGGAAGAAAAUGAGCCUUUACUCGGAAGUUUCCCAGGAAUCUGACAUCAACAGCGACGUGGAGGUGGGCUGCCCCACACAUCGCUCGCCCAGCCAGCACAAAGAAAACAAAGGUAGGGGCUUCUCAGACAGUAAUUCUGCAUCGUCCAACACGAGUUCGAGCUCCAUGUCCGGGAUGAACGGCAACUCCACGGGGGGGUCCAACAACAACAACAACAACAACAACGCCGAUCAAGUCCGGAGGUACCGGACCGCUUUCACCCGGGAGCAGAUCGGCAGGCUGGAGAAGGAGUUUUACCGGGAGAAUUACGUGUCGAGGCCGAGGAGAUGUGAACUGGCCGCGGCUCUCAAUCUGCCGGAGACCACCAUCAAGGUUUGGUUCCAGAACCGGCGCAUGAAGGACAAGCGGCAGCGACUGGCCAUGUCCUGGCCCCACCCGGCCGACCCCAGCUUCUACACCUACAUGAUGACGCACGCCGCCGCCACCGGAAGUCUGCCUUACCCCUUCCACUCGCACAUGCCGCUGCACUAUUACCCGCACGUCGGCGUGACGGCGGCCGCGGCGGCGGCGGCUGCAAGCGGCGCCGCGUCCUCGCCCUUCGCCUCCUCCAUCCGGCCCCUCGACACCUUCCGCGCCCUCUCCCAUCCUUACUCGCGGCCGGAACUGCUGUGCAGCUUCCGCCACCCGGGACUCUACCAGUCGCCGGCGGGCCUCAACAGCUCGGUGGCGGCGGCGUCGGCGGCGGCUGCGGCGGCUGCGGCGGCGGCGUCGGCGGCGUCCAGCGCGCCUUCCGCCGGCGGGCCUUGCUCGUGUCUCAGUUGCCACGGCAACCAGGCGGCGGGCUCUUUGGGCUCUUUGGGCUCUUUGGGCUCUUUGGGCUCCAGGGCGGCCGGCGCCGACUUCACCUGCACGGCUGCGGCACAGCGGGGAGAGAGUGGAUUUUUGCCCUAUUCGGCGGCGGUGCUCAGCAAGACUUCCGUGCCGUCGCCGGACCCGCGGGAGGACACCUCGCUUAACAGAUAACUCGCUUUUUUCGCAGUCCCUGACCAUGUUAGUCAACACUUUUAUUUCAUUGAUUUAUUCAUUUUUACUGGGAAGUCAGAAUACAGGAACUGAAAAAACAGACACUUUUUUGUUGCUGUUGUGUCCCCCAAAAACAUUUUUUUAAAUAAUAGUAUUAUUAUUAUUGGCAUUAUUUGAAGGUUAAUCCCAGCCCUUAACGCAAAAACAAAAAAUAAUAACAAUAAUAAUGAACCAAUUUUAACCGGUUAUUACAGACCUCCACCCAUCCAUCCAUUUCCUACCGCUCAGACUGUCCAGGAUGAAUUCAUUUAUUCCAGUAUACUACACAAAAAAAACAUAUACACAAUACUCUACAAUAUUAUUAUUUUUUAAACAUAUAUAUAUAUUUAUUAA
Molecule: messenger RNA, 1695 nt
Organism: Nerophis ophidion (straightnose pipefish)
Lineage: Eukaryota; Metazoa; Chordata; Actinopteri; Syngnathiformes; Syngnathidae
Gene: evx2
Product: even-skipped homeobox 2
Exons: 4
Coding region: 1-1302 (433 amino acids)
Biological process (GO): regulation of transcription by RNA polymerase II
Cellular component (GO): nucleus
Molecular function (GO): RNA polymerase II cis-regulatory region sequence-specific DNA binding; DNA-binding transcription factor activity, RNA polymerase II-specific
Source: RefSeq, a predicted model, not a curated record